UGCCUGGAAGCAAGGCUAUGAGAAAUGAACCCCAUCACUGGAGGACAUGACAGGGCAGCUAAGUCAGCAGCAUGUAGCCAAGAAGGAAACCAGCCCAUGCCUGGAGCCUUCUCCAUUCCUGUUUGGCUGGCCCAGCAUGUCUCUGCAGGCCACUCGGGAGGGCGGGAGAGCCAGUGACAUCACCAGCUCAUCUCUGCAUAAAAGGACCUGCUGAGAUCUGCUAUCACCCAUCCACUCCACGGCAGCCCACCCACGGCCAUGGCUCCCCGAUGCUGCAUUUUGGCUGUCUCUGCAGCCCUCUGCGUCAUGCUGCUCUGCUCACACGGAGUUCCAGUGUCCCCCACGGGAGCUCACCUGUUGCUGUGUCAGCCACACACAAGAUGCGGAGACGAGUUCUACGACCCUCUGCAGCACUGUUGCUACGACGAUGCUGUUGUGCCCCUGGGCAGGACCCAAAAGUGUGGAAACUGCACCUUCAGAGUCUGCUUCGAACAGUGCUGCCUCUGGAGACUCGACCCUCAGGAGUCCUUCAUAGUGAAGGUGAAAGGCCAGAGUUGUUCCUCAGCGUGGUCCUCGGGUGACAGGGUUUGUUGCAGUGUCGUCUGAUGAGACGCCAGGUAACUGGAUGACUCCUGGAUCCUGCUUCCUGAUGAGCCUGGAGAGAGGGCCUGGGGUCACCUGAGAUCUGGGACUUGGAGUGAGUGUGAGGAUAGGAGAGACUUAGACUCAAUCCCCGUCCUUUUCCUGUCUCCUCUUCAACGUUCGGCCUGCAUCUGCCCUGAGUGGGCUCCUGUUCCUCUUUCUAUGAGGGGCAUGAGAAGCUUUUGGUGGAGGAGAAGUCCCCAGGGACACGGACUCCUAUGAUUACCCCUGUGGCCAACAUCCAGCAGGCACAAUCCCCAGGCUGGCCCUGAGGACCCUUCACUGAGACAUUUCAUUACCUCAGGCCCUUUUCUCGCCCAGGAGCAAAGCACACGGCACUUUCUAAAUGUUGUACAGUUUAUGGACUAUUAUUAUGAGAGCCUGGGCGGAUGGGAAGGGUCAUAAAUGGUUCUUUUUGUCAUCCGGAGGCUGCAAGGUACAUCCACUUGUUCCUAUGCACACAUUUCAACAGGAACACCCAGGGUUUCCUGGGAUCACUGAAUAAAAAUCCCGUGUCAUUCA
Galeopterus variegatus (Sunda flying lemur) is the source of this 1164-nucleotide messenger RNA. It is a transcript of the gene IGFL1, whose product is annotated as IGF-like family member 1. NCBI's taxonomy places the organism in Eukaryota, Metazoa, Chordata, Mammalia, Dermoptera, Cynocephalidae. Gene Ontology annotation, molecular function: signaling receptor binding. Bases 259 to 606 code for a protein of 115 amino acids. The transcript has 5 exons. The record is from RefSeq and is a predicted model, not a curated record.